Messenger RNA from Thamnophis sirtalis, 759 nucleotides. RefSeq names its product cerberus 1, DAN family BMP antagonist (gene CER1). NCBI's taxonomy places the organism in Eukaryota, Metazoa, Chordata, Lepidosauria, Squamata, Natricidae. The record is from RefSeq and is a predicted model, not a curated record.
AUGCUUUUACUAUUGUUUCAGAUAGUGUUGAUUUCAUGGCUUGGAAAAGCAGAGCAAAGAGAAGAAAUGCAGCAGAAAAAUUCCAUACAGGAUAUGCUCAACAAAUAUUUAGGGGAACUUGAAGGCAUUGGGAGGAAACCUGAGAGGCCAGUGGUACCCUUGGCAGAAAUGAAAAUCAAACAAGACUUGCCACGAGGUUCUCGUUUCAUGUUCCCAGAUACAGUUAAGGAAGAAAUAGUUGAUGAUUUGGGAGGCUGGGCUCCUACAAACAUAACCCCAUCCUCUGUGUAUCCAAAACAUCCACCUUCUCGCCCACAGAACAAGAGAGAUGCAGCGGCGGCCUUCAGAAAGGAUGCCAAAAAAUUCUGGGACCUUUUUAAAUUGAAGAGCAAUUCAAGAUCUGAAGAGGUGAUCCUUCCAAUCAAGAUGUCUGAGAUUUAUCAGGAGGUUUGCAACAUGCUUCCUUUCUCUCAGAGCAUUACACAUGAAAAUUGUGACAAAGUGGUGAUACAAAACAACCUGUGCUUUGGGAAAUGCAGUUCUUUCCACGUUCCUGGUGCUGAUGAUCGCAUGUAUAGCUUCUGUUCCCUCUGCAUGCCCACCAAAUUCUCCAUGAAGCAUCUGAAGAUGAACUGUACCAUGGUUAAUCCAGUAAACAAGAUAGUUAUGAUCAUUGAAGAAUGCAAGUGUGAAGUUCAGAAUAUGAAAGAAAUUGAACCAGGGUUUCUAAAGCCUGCUCUGCAUUUGAAUGAGCCUUAG